AAAACUGCGUCUGUCUGUUCGUCGCUGUUAUUGUCGUACGUACGUCGAAGAAAACAAGCUGAAAGCCAUGCCAAAAGUCAAGAGAAGUAGAAAACCUCCUCCAGAGGGAUGGGAGCUCAUCGAGCCUACCAUUGAUGAACUAGAUGCAAAAAUGCGAGAAGCGGAGACUGACCCUCAUGAAGGAAAGAGAAAAGUUGAAGCUUUGUGGCCGAUAUUCCGGCUUCACCACCAGAAGUCCAGAUACAUCUACGACUUGUUCUACAGAAGGAAGGCCAUUAGUAGACAAUUGUACGAAUAUUGUCUGAAAGAAAACAUUGCUGACAAAAACUUAAUUGCGAAAUGGAAGAAACAGGGAUAUGAAAAUCUGUGCUGUUUAAGGUGCAUUCAAACAAGAGACACAAAUUUUGGAGCCAACUGUAUCUGCCGUGUCCCCAAGUCCAAACUAGAAGCAGGUAAGAUUGUGGAAUGUAUACACUGUGGAUGUCGAGGCUGCUCUGGGUGAUCAUCAGCUGAUGCGUGUACAUAGUGGCUGUCGUUGGAAGGACAUCUGAGUGUGGUCGUUGUCUGUACUCCUUUAAAAGACUAAAUACAUAAACUCAGCAGAGGAAGGACAUGAUGUCAUUUACCAAUUGUGUUACACAAGAUUGUUCAAAGAACAGUCCUUUAUUGGAGUUUGAUAACAAGAACAUUUUUUUCUUAAUUUCAACACAAGAAAGUAACCUGGGAGACUUUCAUACAACAUUUUUUAUAGAUAUGCAUUGUGUUAACUUGUUAUUCAUUUUACAUGCCUUAUUGGAAAAAUAAACUCAUUUUAUUUAA
Molecule: messenger RNA, 819 nt
Organism: Magallana angulata
Lineage: Eukaryota; Metazoa; Mollusca; Bivalvia; Ostreida; Ostreidae
Product: protein BUD31 homolog
Exons: 4
Coding region: 68-502 (144 amino acids)
Biological process (GO): mRNA splicing, via spliceosome
Cellular component (GO): spliceosomal complex; nucleus
Source: RefSeq, a predicted model, not a curated record